Molecule: messenger RNA, 1768 nt
Organism: Nelumbo nucifera (sacred lotus)
Lineage: Eukaryota; Viridiplantae; Streptophyta; Magnoliopsida; Proteales; Nelumbonaceae
Product: putative glycerol-3-phosphate acyltransferase 2
Biological process (GO): cutin biosynthetic process
Cellular component (GO): membrane
Molecular function (GO): glycerol-3-phosphate 2-O-acyltransferase activity; phosphatase activity
Source: RefSeq, a predicted model, not a curated record
UACUCAUACCCCAUCAUUCAUACCUAGAGCCACUGAAAAUGGCUGGUAAGGCCUUCUCCUUGAAAGCUUUUCUGCUUUACAUCUCUCGGAUUAUUCUCAGAAGAUCGAGGAUUCCUCGCUCCUUCAAAGCCUCCCAGUUGAGACUCCAAAAGCUACCCUCUCUUGCAAACCGAGCUCUCAUCUUUGAUGUGGAGGGAGCCUUGUUGAGAUCAUCCUCUUUGUUUCCUUAUUUCCUGCUUGUAGCCUUCGAGGCCGGAAGUCUGUUGAGGGCUCUUGUUCUCUUCCUCUUGUAUCCCAUUCUCUGUGUUGUCAGUGAAGACAUGGGAUUGAAGAUCAUGGUGUUUGUUUGUUUCCUUGGGAUCAAGAAGCACAGCUUCAGAGUUGGGACAGCCGUGUUGCCAAAGUUUUUCCUGGAAGAUGUUGGGUUGGAAGGUUUCCAGGAGGUGAUGAGGUCCGGCAGAAAACUAGCUGUGACUGCCCUGCCCACGGUGAUGGUGGAGGGAUUCCUGAGAGAUUAUCUGGGCGUUGAGUCUGUCGUCGGGAGAGAGCUAAAGCAGUUUCGUGGGUAUUUUCUGGGUUUCAUGGAGAACAAGGAAAGAUCCAGUCUAGUCUUGGAGAAGGUGCUUGGAGAAGAAGAUGAACGGAAUCGUGAUGUUGUUGGAAUUGGUUGCCUCAACAAAUCUCUUGAUCAUCAAGUUUUCUCCCACUGCAAGGAGAUUUACUUGGUCAGUGAAGCAGAAAAGAGUAACUGGAGUCAACUACCAAAGGAAAACUACCCAAAACCGCUCAUCUUUCACGAUGGUAGGCUGGCUUUCAGACCAACUCCACUCGCCACUCUCGCCAUGUUCUUAUGGAUUCCGAUGGGUUUCAUUGUUGCCUUGGUCAGAGCCAUUGCAGGCUACUCAUUGCCUUACAAGAUGUCAACCCCAAUUUUAGUCUUCACUGGGAUAAGACUGAAGCUAACAAUACCCAAAUCUUCUCCCACCAUUUCAGAAGACAAAACCACCAAAGGUGGAGUUCUGUAUGUGUGCAACCACAGAACACUGCUAGACCCACUCUACCUCUCCACCAUCCUCAACAAACCUCUCACAGCAGUCACCUACAGCCUGAGCAGAGUAUCCGAGGUCUUAGCGCCCAUUAAGACCGUCAGACUAACCAGAGACAGAGAGCGAGACGCGAAAAUGAUGGAGAAGCUCCUGAGCCAGGGCGACCUUGUUGUGUGUCCCGAGGGAACCACCUGUAGGGAGCCCUAUCUGCUUAGGUUCAGUCCUCUGUUUGCAGAGAUGAGCGACAACAUUGUGCCGGUGGCCAUGGAUGCCCAUGUCAGUUUGUUCUAUGGCACCACCGCCGGUGGACUGAAAUGCUUGGACCCACUUUUCUUCCUCAUGAACCCAUUUCCGGCUUACAAGGUUCGGCUGCUGGAGAAGGUCAGUGGAGCUGCUUCUAACUGUCGUGAUGAUGGUGCUCAGUCGAGAUUUGAUGUGGCUAACCAUGUGCAGAAGGAGAUCGGUCGGGUGUUGGAGUUCGAGUGCACCAGGCUCACAAGGAAAGACAAGUAUUUGAUAUUGGCUGGUAACGAGGGGAUUGUUGCAACUGACAACAAACCCCAGACUCACACCACACAGACAUGCAAAACUACUUGAUGCAUGAGAUAGCAGUUCAUAUAAUAUAUAAAUAUAUUGGAGUACUCUUGUCUCUUGCAGUCUGAUUCAUUUCUGAUGAAUCUCAUCCGGGUCGCAAACCAAGCAGAGUUACAUAUAAUUUUUCU